Messenger RNA from Sparassis crispa, 1992 nucleotides. RefSeq names its product N-acetyltransferase eso1. Gene Ontology annotation, cellular component: replication fork; nucleus; site of double-strand break. The transcript has 12 exons. Bases 1 to 1992 code for a protein of 663 amino acids. Gene Ontology annotation, molecular function: damaged DNA binding; DNA-directed DNA polymerase activity. Gene Ontology annotation, biological process: response to radiation; error-prone translesion synthesis. The record is from RefSeq and is a predicted model, not a curated record. Lineage: Eukaryota; Fungi; Basidiomycota; Agaricomycetes; Polyporales; Sparassidaceae.
AUGACAUCGGGAAUUCCUUCGAAGCCAACUUCAAGUUCUGCAAAACCAGCAUCUUCAAUUUGGAAGGGCAAGGCUAAGGCGACAGAGGCCGACUACGACGAUCUCACACCAGUGAUCACCUACCGACAUUUAUAUUCUCAGAAUCUUGGCGUGAAGGACCCUCUGCGGGUCGUUGCGCUCUGCGACAGUGACGCUUUCUAUGCGGCGUGCGAACAGGUUCGCCUGGGGAUCGAUCCUUUGAAGCCGCUAGUGGUGCAGCAGUGGGACUCUCUCAUCGCUGUCAACUACCCUGCUCGCAAGUUCGGGAUCACGAGGAUGGCUAAGGUCAGGGAUGCGCGGAGAAUGUGUCCUGAUCUUGUCGUUGUCCAUGUUGCGACGUAUAAGGAGGGUGAAAAGGAGCCUGGGUAUUGGGAGAAUCCGGAUACUCGUACACAUAAGGUGUCGCUUGACCAUUAUCGACGAGAAAGCAUGAAGAUUAUCCAAAUGUUCAAAGAUGGCUUACCAGCCGGAGAGAUCGAGAAGGCGUCAAUUGAUGAAGCAUUCAUUGAUUUUACUCGUCCUGUCCGCGAAGAAAUAUUAAAACGUUACCCAUACCUUGCGCAAGUACCUCCAGAUGCCCCGCAUGGUGCAGACAGCGCGCUUCCACCUCCACCACCUAUAUUAUGGGACAACCUCGGGACAGUCAUACCAAUCACCCCGCCACCACCAGAGUCCUCAAUAGACGGUGCCAAUGUAACGCCUGAAGUUAGUAGGCCUGCGUUAGAAGAGGAGCACGAGAGUGUUCAAGACGACGAUGGAUCGACGACCUGGCAUGACGUCGCACUAUCAAUAGCGGCCGAGUAUAUGGAGAAGAUAAGAGACGACAUCCGGACCAAGCUUGGAUAUACCACUUCUGCGGGAAUCGCACGGAACAAGUUCCUAGCGAAGCUCACUGCAUCCUACAAGAAGCCAAACAGUCAGAGUCUCCUUCGCAAUGCGGCUAUUCCGAAUUAUCUUCGACCGUUGCCAUUCCAGAAGAUCCGGUUUCUGGGCGGCAAACUAGGCAAAGCAUUGGCAGAGCAGUACGAUGUCUCAACGGUCGGUGACCUGCUCACAAUCAGCCUCGAGGAGAUGCAGCGAAAGUUCGGUGAGAACUCAAUCUGGGUUUACGAGAUUUUGCGCGGUAUCGACCGCUCGGAAGUCAAGGAGAAGUCCGUGGUGAACAAGAGUAUGCUUGCGUCCAAGAACCUCCCACAGCCAAUCACACAAACUUCCCAGGGCCACCAUUGGAUCAGAGUCCUCGCAGCGGAAUUAGCGUUACGUCUGAAUGAAGCGCGGGAGUCAAACUCGGCGCUAUGGCCCAAGUCGAUUGUGUUGCAUGUACGGCAAGGCUACGAUACAUUCCGAUCCAAGCAGACUGUAUUCCCGUUCUCGCGGAAUGUCACUGUCGACCUCAUUGCGUCCGCCGGAGACAAGCUGUGGAAAGAACUGGUCGGCACGGAGGAUACGCGUGCGACGCCUAUGAAAAUUACUAAUGUGCAGCUGUCGUUUGCCGGCAUUGAAUCCAUGGAGGUCGGGCAGCGGGGAAUUGAGGUGUUCCUCAAGACACGGUCUCCUUCGGAUGAACAAACGCCGCAGCAGCGGAAGAACGAUGACUCCCCGAAACGCAAGCGGGAUCCACAGGACGAUGCUCCCGCGCCUCCGCCUCCACAGUCGCCGACCCGUGAGGAUGCUGCGUCGUUUGUCUGCGACCAGUGCAAGAAGCUUAUUGCCCUCCCGGACGCCCUUGCCUCCGGCGGUAUCGAUGGUGAGAUCAGAGCGGAAGCGCUUGCACGGCUACGGGUGGAGCACGAUGAUUUCCAUCUCGCGCACGAGCUAGCGAAGCAGUCGUCGGGUGGUGGCUAUUCUUCUCUCCGCCCCACCUCUAGACAAGAACGGAACAGGGGCUCGGGGACGAACGGAGAUAAAGAGAAGAAGCCCGGAGGCAUUGCGACGUUCUUCAAGAAGCGGUGA